AUGAACCUCAUACUGCCUUUCAAUCAUCAGAAGCACACUCGUCGAGCAAUUGUCGCACUCACCCCGCCAGCAUACUCCCUUCUUCCCCUCCUCCUCCUCCUCCUCGUCUUCCCACUGGUGUUCUACUUUUCUACUCUCUUCGUCCUUUCCUCGACCCCUUCAUAUUUCUCGCACAGCCUUCCUGCAGGUAGUACUUCCGUGUUUUCUAUUGCCCCUUUUCCUUCCAACAGUUCUUCUACUUCCAUAGGCCAAACUUUUCUAACCCGCUUCGAUCUUCUGAUGCUUGGUGGCACGGGACAAUUUUCAUCAAUACCAACCGUCAAUUUAGGCAAUUCACUCGUUCAUGCUGCUCUAUUUGUACCAUAA
Molecule: messenger RNA, 366 nt
Organism: Rodentolepis nana
Lineage: Eukaryota; Metazoa; Platyhelminthes; Cestoda; Cyclophyllidea; Hymenolepididae
Source: the annotation of a GenBank genome assembly